UCGUGUUGGAUCUCUCAAGUGUCAAAGAUCGUCGCUUUUAUUCCCCCGUCUUUUUCCCCACACUGGACUCGAAUAAGCACGUGCGUCAUAACUGUCCAGCGAUGAACAAUAAUGUGAGAUGUGUCUGGUGCCAGAUCAUUAUUGCAAAGCCACCUAGGACUUCCUGCAAAGAACUUCAUCUGAAUAAUUGACCCCGACGAGUUGGUGACCUUCCUGACCCCUCUUCGGAGGUGGCUCAGACGGCCAUAAGCUUAUAAUCAACAAUGCUGGAUACUCGUGGAAUCUAUUCAAAUGUUCCUCCAGACAUCAGGACCAGGGUGCAGGACAAUCCCACGCUCUUGGUGAGUUGGUGGGCAACCGCUUUCUCUCUGGCCAUUAUUGUGACUAGGGUUUGUGGUCGCUAUAUUCGGAUCGAGCGAUUCUUCCCCGAAGACAAGGUGAUGAUGACCAGUAUCAUACCACUACUGAUUCGAAUGGCCUUUGUCCAUGUUAUUCUCAUAUGGGGUACAAACAAUACGAAGACGGAUGGAUUGACUGCGGAGGAAAUUCGACAUAGAGAGAUCGGCAGCAAGCUCGUUCUUGCUGCGCGGAUUUUCUAUGCCAUCUUUAUUUGGACCGCCAAGGUGACCGUAUGCCUUUUCCUCAAACGUGUGGCCGGAAUGAUUUGGAGACGCUCCCUGCAGAGGUUUCUGCAAUUUUUAUACUACUUUUUGGCUUCGACAUUUAUUGCGGUGGUGAUUGCCACUUUGACCGAAUGCCAGCCUUUCAACCAUUACUGGCAAGUUGUUCCAGACCCGGGUGCACAGUGUCGGUCAGGUUAUGCCAACUUGAUUACAAUGGGGACGUGUGAUGUUAUCACAGACUUACUCCUAGUCGCCUUCCCGAUUCCUCUUGUCCUAAUGACACAUAUGUCUGUGAAACGAAAAGCAUCUCUUGUCGUCCUUUUCGCACUGUCGCUCAUCUUGGUCGGGAUUACCUCAUAUCGAAUACCAACAGUUAUCAGCCACGGUGGCUCACAGCAGUAUCGAUCGCUCGUCGCCUCACUGGAGAUAUUAGCCGCUACGGCUGUUUCCAACGCUUUGGUGAUUGGAUCAUUCGUGAGGGAUAAGGGUGUUAAGAAAGUGAAAUAUCAGAAAGCAGUAGGAUCGGCAUCAGUGAGCGAAAGCGUGGAACACAGCUCGAUUCAACGUUCGCACAUCACACACCAUCAGUGGGGAAGUGAUUCUGACCUUGCUGGUGGCUUGGGCAUACGCCUUGCCCCCGAAUUAUGCUCCUUCGAUAAUACAGUACCACGUCCAGCUCCUAUUGCAGCUCCACACCAUACCUUUACGGCCCACACGGGAAAUUUAACCCCGAACUGGUCCUUUAACCGCAACUCGAUGGGGGCUGAAGAUGAUGCGAUCUCUACUCCAGACAGUUUGGAUGUCAAAGUCAGCCCUCGCGAAUAUAUCGAAACAAACAAAACACCAAGCAAGAGGCCCAGCAAUGCCAUGUCUCAUUCAUCCCAGAGAAUGUCUAUAUUCGAUGUCGGCGGUCUGCUGGAUUCCACACCAACAGCCAGUGAUAGUGCCACCCAUCCUCAUAUUCCACAAGACUUCGAAAUGAGUAUAAGGCCACCUCGUCGCAGUGGAACUAGGACAUUUCUCCAGGACGUCGGUGGCCUGCUCUCUGUUCCGGGCACUCAGAACCGCCCGGCUCUUCCCCCGCAACCUUCACAUUCAAAUUUCUCUCGACCAGGAAUUCUAUCACUAUCCGGUCAUACCCAAACAAACACCGGGCGACGAGGCUCAAGUGUGCAUUUUAGCGAUGAAACCGAGGCCCCGGUGCCCUCAUACCGAUCACAUCCUGAUGUGUCUGGCCCUAUCAACGAAGGGAAUGACAUGGAGCUUCAGGAUGUUGGAGGUCUGCUUUCACGAGACACAUGAUGAUGAUUUGACGAUUGUACAAAUAGGUGGAUCUUUUUUGGUAUCUUGGUCGUUCUAUUUUCGGACUUAUAUCUGGAUUUGGGAGAUUUUGGAGAGGUUAUUGGGUUAGGUUUUUAAAGCGAUGGCGUUGGAAUUGCACUUUCACUUACCAUACUAAAUGAAUAUCCAUAAAUAUUAAGGUAAUUUAAAUUUUGGAAAAGAACAUGUUGAUAACCACCAGAUGAAUGAUA
Molecule: messenger RNA, 2155 nt
Organism: Aspergillus wentii DTO 134E9
Lineage: Eukaryota; Fungi; Ascomycota; Eurotiomycetes; Eurotiales; Aspergillaceae
Product: putative integral membrane protein Pth11-like
Exons: 2
Coding region: 264-1925 (553 amino acids)
Source: RefSeq, a predicted model, not a curated record